AUGCUAGUGUUGAUUAUAUGAAAAGUUAACUUGGCUCCCGUGCGGGGCGCGCGUGCUGGGGUGGGGGGGGACACCGCACAGAGAGCACGGGCUCCUCAGCGAUGGGCUGCCAGAUGCGUGUCGAACAUGUCACUGUUUGUAACGUGUUGUCGUUAGCGUGACAUGUCCCGCUCCAGCGCCGCGACACGGUGAAGGACGGAGGACCACUAUCCAGUAAAGUCAAACAGCGGCCGGGGCCAGUGAUGGAAGAGAAGGGACCGGGGGGAAGCGAGCCCGUGGACCUCCGGUGUGCCGAGCAGGCUGAGCUGCUCUCAUUAAUAAUAAGCGGAGAGGAGGAAGCGACGCAAGAGGAGAGUGACUUGGGAGACGAGGACAGUCUUGCCAAUGGCCACGGUGAGGAGGAAUCAGAAGCUGGCAUGGUCACACCUGUCAUAUCUCCAGGUACCAGCUACUGGAACAUCACGGAGGGACCGGACCAACCGUUCCUCCUCUCCCCGGCCGCCGGGCCCUCGGGACGUAAGCCCAGGGUCCAGAGGGCCUCGCGUCCGGGCCUGAGCCGGAUCCCGGGUCGGGACCACCGCCGCUACUACCACGAGUACUGGCGCUGCGAGUACCUGAUGGACUUCGACCCCCAGCGGCACGGGAUGAUCUGCAUGGUGUGCGGCAGCUCGCUGGCCACCCUAAAGCUCAGCACCAUCAAGAGGCACAUCCGGCAGAAGCACCCCGACUCCCUGCUGUGGAGCGCCGCCGACAAGGAGGUCAUCCGCUCGGGGUGGGAGAGCCACCUGAGCCUGGGGGUUCAGAGGUCAUACGACCCUGCGCCAUCGCCUCAGGUGAAAGAGGAGAAGCUGGACUCGGACCAGCAUUCUGCCGCCAAUCCUCCAGAGCCGAUGAUACCCCAGGAGCAGCCACAGCGACCCCCAGUCUGCCCCCCGCUCCGAGGAGGGUGAAGCCCCCAGCCCCAAGAGGAGGAGGAGGAGGAGGAGGAGGAGGAGGAGGAGCGGGACCCCGCUGGGCCGUCGGCCCAGACCUUGGAGCGCUACCUGAACGACUCGCUGCACGCCUGGUUCCGCCAGGAGUUCCUGAUGGAGUACGAGGCGGAGGCCGGCCGGCUGAUGUGCAUGGUGUGCGGGGGGGAGCUGCCCUCGCUCCACCUGGACCACAUCAAGAGCCACGUGCUGGACACCCACCCCAACUCCUUGGUCUACAGCUCCAUGGAGAAGCACUGCGUCCUGCAGGCCUGGACCCAGGCUCACGAGGAGUCAGAAAACUCAAUCAAAUCAGAGCCCAACACCAAAGAAGGCGGGGUGGACCUCUUUGCUCAGGAAGUGAAGGCCAUGCAGAACAACACGGACCUGUACCCGGACGGCGACGGCACUUUAACUCAGGACGCUUACUUUAUCGGAGAGAACGGAGGGGCCAGAGCCCCGCGGCGGGGGCCCCGGCCCCUCCGGCAGCCCAGGAAGAGGCGGCUGCACGAGGGCGACCCGUGGCGGCUCCGCCUCGACUACCUGGUGGCCCACGGGCCUCAGGGCCGCGGCGCGUUCUGCAUGGUGUGUUCUCAGGUCCUGCACGAGAUCAAGGUCAGCAGCUUCCGGCGCCACAUCCAGGAGUGUCACCCCGAGACGACGACCCUGAGCCGGCAAGAAAGGGAGGCCAUGGCUGCUGCUUGGACCAAAGACUAUCCUGGUGAAGGAACGCAAAUCCAAGAUGCAGAAAUCCACGCGGGCGAAGCCGAUGUCCUAAAUACCACGGCAGAGACGAACGAGGACGCCUCCCCCGAUGUGAGAGUGCACGGCAAAGCGGUGAAGAGGGAGGAGGGUGCGAGUGGCGGGAAGGGUAAAGCGAAGGAGGACGGCGCCGCGCACUCCCGUCACGGCCACUACCCGGGGAAGGACCAGAGGAGGAACUACCAGGUGCGCUGGCGGAUGGAGUACCUGAUGGAUUAUGACUGUCGGCGACACGGGCUCAUCUGCAUGGUAUGCGGCGCCACCCUGGCCACGCUGAAGGUCAGCACCAUCAAGAGGCACGUCCAGCAGGUGCACCCCCACUCUCUGGACUACAGUCCGGAGGAGAAGCAGCAGGCGCUGCUGAGCUACAACCAGGCCGCCCUGCACUUCAUCCACUCCGACGACUGCUUCUCCUCCCAGGACCACGGACACACCGAGCUGGCUCCAGCACACUACGGCACUUAGAAAGGGCUUCCGUCCGUCGCUCCUCACACGACCCCCGCGUUGAGUAGCAGCCCUCCACCUCCUCUCUUCAAGGGAAACUCAAGUAUUUGCCAAACAGAAUCCUGUUCUCGCUCCUUUGCCCCUCUGACCUUGUCCCAAAUCUUUACAUUGCAGCUGCAGCGUAAAACAUUAUCGUGACCAGUAGUCAUGAUGGACAAACAUCUGAGAAUUUCGGUGACAAUUACUGGAAUUUCCCCUUAAAUCUGAAUCUGAUAGUAUGAAGGUAGCCACUGCCAUAAAAAGGAAAAGUCACAACUGGAAAACAUGUUGUGGCAGAAAAAAUGAAAGUCCAGCCAAGCUCAUUUGAAACUAAAGCCUCAUCUGCACAUUAUAAUAGUAAUUAACAGUAUUUUACCUGACCUUACAGUUGGUAGCUAGAUGAACCCUCUAAAUGUUAAAAGGUAGAAAAUAAUUCCCAAUAGGGCUUGAUAACUACCCAAGAAAAGGAAAACAGCGCUGAGGAGGAAAACAGCGCUGAGUUGCUCAUUUUGCAAUCAAAUUUAACUUGACAGAUUUCAGACGACAGACUGGCAUUUUAUUAAGAAAACAGUUAACCUCUGAACCUCUUACGAAGGUCCUCAGAUGUUAUUCAGAUCAGACCAGCGUUUUGGCUACGCUAGGAUGUCCAUGGGCUUCUUAGGCUCCUCAUUGAUGGAGAUUGGUAAAGUGCAGUCAGUUAAAAUUUCAAAAUAAUGAAGGGAGAUAAGCAUAUUUAAUGGCGUUUGAAUGAUAAAAAUGACUUGACAUUCCCGUCCCUGGCUAGCUAGCAUGCUAGCAAUUAAUGCCAACUAGCCUUGCGAGUACUCACUACUAUACCAAUCAAUCAAUCCAUUAGUAAAUCUGCAUGAGUUUAUUUCUGUUGUUGACCAAAAGUGAAUUUAGUUUUCCCACUUCCUGGUUAGACCUGUCACUUAUACUGAAACAUAGCUUUAGAUUUUCAAAACACCUGCAUGAGUGUCUGGACUUUUAUUUUCUCAACUCCAAAUUGGCAUAAUUGUAUGCAAUUUCAUGACGACAAUUUCAUAUAAAUUUGUAUUCAUUUCAGGCCCAGAAGGGGUCCUACAAGAGGGCCAGGAGGGGUACCAGAUAGGGUCAUAUGGGGGUUCCAGGAGGGUCCAGGGCUUGAUUCUGGUCGGGGCCUGAGUCUUACGCUCUCAGGAAGUUAGAUUCUUGGUUGAGGCCGAGGUGAAUUAGUUUUAUGAUAAUGUGUCUGAAGACAACACAGCACUUUGUCCCCCCAAAAAAGGACUAGACCCCAGCUCCCCUUCUGUACAGCCAGUCCAAUGAGACUGAGUUCCAUGUAAUUGCUGAAGACAAUGAAUGCCAGAGUGCAGUCACUUUUCUCUCGUCUAUUUAAUUCCUUGUUUACAGUGGAGAAGAAGGACGUCCUUGUCUCUUACCCAUUAUAAUGAGAUAUGUUAUCUCUCUGUCAGUCGGCAUCCUUUCCAUCAUCUACAACUCAUCCUAGCUAGAAACUGCACAAAAAUAGAAUAUGUAAAUAUAUGAAAAAAUAGAAUUAUUUUUCCUUUAUACAAGCACUUUUAUGCACCGGGUUUCUACAAAGCGUGUUUGUAAUUAUGUCCAGUUUUUCUACUUCAUUCAAGAUUUCAAUGACAUUGAUCUUUAACAGCAGGAGGAAUACUCGUUGGACUUUUUGCUUUGAAAAUGUCCAGCUUUGUAUUUUUCCUUCACUGUACAAAAUGUACGCGUCAGGUGAUGUUGAAGAAGAGCUUACAGCUGUCAGAGAAAGAAACGUCUGCCAUGAAAUGUCACAUGUCUUCACCUGGAAAAUGGAACUCAGGGAUUCUGUUCUCAUCCACAACCAUUUCAUCAGUAGUCUUUGAGUCCCAUCUGAAGAUACUGGAUACAAAUGUCAGCGUUGGUUGUACAAAUACAACAGUGUUGAGGCGACCGCUAAAACAAAACCAAACUCAACUGAGAUUUCAUUGUAUUUUGAGUAUAAAGUCACUCUAGAAUAAAGUCAGAAUUUUGAAAAAAACUAAACAUAUAUGAGAUAGGUCAUAUUUUGAGAAGAAUAUAAUAAGGAAAAUUCUUAUAUUUGGAGAAUAGAGCUGAAAUUUCAGAAUAAAAAUGAAUCUUUAUUGUAAGUACAAUAACAAUCGAUGUUUGAAGAAAAAGAUGACAUUUUAAGCCAAAUGUCAUAUUACAAAAAAGAAGUCUUAAUAUUUUGAGGGAAAAGUCUGAAUGUUUGGAAAAUAAAGUCGAAAUAGAACAAAAUAAAGCCUGUGUUUAUUUAAGAAUAAAAUAUUAUAUUUCAAUACAAAAAUUAGAGAAUGAUGUAACAUUUCAAGUUGUAAUUAUUCCAAAAUAUCCAUUGAUCUGUCAGGAUAAAGUCCCUAACAGUGACCCAUUGCUCUGUUGUACAUUGACAGAAUUUACUCAGGUGAAGCUUCUGAUACAAAGUGUCAAAAUGAAGGACUCCACUCAUAUUCCCAUUUCAUUGGUCCUUUUAGCUAAGAACAGGCCCCCACAUCACUCUCGAAGAGUUCUGAAGUAGAUGGCACUUAAUUAUUUAAAUGAAGUAAGUUACAGUGAAAUGAAUGAUGGAGCAUGUGAUGCAUUUGCUUGUGUGUGUGUGUGUGUGUUUUAUACUGUGUAUGUGUGUUCUGGUUUGGAGAGAGAUCCUCAUUUUUCUUCACUCACCUCGUCUGUUCACAUUUCAUUUGUACAUGACCGACAUGUGACACAUGAACU
This is a messenger RNA of Anoplopoma fimbria (sablefish), 4949 nucleotides long. RefSeq names its product zinc finger translocation associated (gene zfta). The record is from RefSeq and is a predicted model, not a curated record. Gene Ontology annotation, biological process: negative regulation of DNA-templated transcription. NCBI's taxonomy places the organism in Eukaryota, Metazoa, Chordata, Actinopteri, Perciformes, Anoplopomatidae.